AUGUCCAACAACCUCCGCGUCCUCGUCGUGGGGGCAUCCAUCGCAGGCCCCACAGCGGCAUACUGGUUCGCCAGGGCCGGCGCCCAAGUCACGAUCAUCGAGCGCUUCCCUCACCUCCGCAAGGGCGGCCACAACGUCGACCUCCGCACAUCAGGCCUGACAGUGAUGCGCCGGAUGUCAGGCAUGGAGCCCGCCGUGCGCGCCGUGCUGCACGACAUGGAGGGCCUCAGCUUCGUGCGCGACGACGGCUCCCCCUUUGCCGUGAUGCGGGCGACGGGCGACCCGAACGCGCAGUCGGUGGUGUCGGACUACGAGAUCUUCCGCGGCGACCUCGCGCAGGUGCUGUACGACCUGACCAAGGACGACGACCGCAUCACGUACGUCUUUGGCGAGCAGGUGCGGGCCAUCCAGCAGCACCAGGGGCGGGCCCAGGCCACGGUCGAGUUUGCAAACGGGCUGCCGGCAGCCGAGUUCGACCUGGUCGUGGCCUGCGACGGGGCGACGUCGCGCACGCGGGCCAUCGGGCUGGGCUGCGGCGUGCGGGACCACAUGGUGCCGCUCAACAGCUGGGCGGCCUUCUUCACCAUCGGCGAGGAUCUGCUGCGCGGCGGCAAGGUCGGCAAGGCGUACAGCACCGUGGGCGGGCGGUUCGUGGCGAUCGGGCCGGACCCGGCGGGCGGCAGCAAGGUUGGGUUCAUGGGCAUCAAGCCGCGCGACGGGACAGACGCGACGCUGGCGUUUCGCGAGGCUGCUAAAAAGGGCGAGGGCGCGCUCAAGGCCUACAUGGCCGAGCGGUUCCGCGGCGCCGGCUGGAAGGCCGAUGUGGUCGUGGACGGCAUGAUGAAGGCCGAGGACUUUUACGCCAGCGAGCUUGUGCAGGUCAAGGCGCCGACCCUGUCCAACGGCCGGUUCGUCCUCGUGGGCGACGCGGGCUAUGCCCCUGGGCCGACGGGGUGCGGGACCAGCCUGGCGCUGACGGGCGCGUACGUCCUGGCCGGCGAGAUCAACAGGCACAAGGGCGACGUCGAUGCUGGUCUCAGGGCUUAUGAGGAGCGCAUGCGGCCCAUCAUUGAGGAUAUGCAAAAGAUCCCACCGGGGGUGCCUGGGAUCAUGGCGCCACAGACGGCCUGGGGGAUCUGGGUGCGGAAUACCCUGUUUAUGGUCGUGGCCUGGGCCAUGAAGUUCAAGAGGGUUUUUGCCUGGGCUAGUCGGUCGUUUGCCAGCUCGUUUGGAGGGGACAAGUAUAAUCUUCCAGAGUAUGAGUGGCAGAGCCUCUGGCAAAAUUAA
Messenger RNA from Cryphonectria parasitica EP155, 1287 nucleotides. Its product is annotated as FAD/NAD(P)-binding domain-containing protein. NCBI's taxonomy places the organism in Eukaryota, Fungi, Ascomycota, Sordariomycetes, Diaporthales, Cryphonectriaceae. Bases 1 to 1287 code for a protein of 428 amino acids. Gene Ontology annotation, molecular function: FAD binding. The record is from RefSeq and is a predicted model, not a curated record. The transcript is spliced from 2 exons.